UGGGGGCUAUCACACGCGUGGCUGCACUAGUGCCGUGAGAUUCGUUCCGUGAUGGAGUACAAGCUGGAAACGGUGACCGAAUCGUUCGAAAAGUACCGGCCCCUACACUUUCCGCUGAAAGUAUGGAUUCUGGUGAAUGCCUCCGGCGGGAACCGGAUUCUGCGAUGGAACAAAGACAAAACGAUAAUCCUGCUGGAUCGGGAUGCGCUGGAAGAGUACCUGGAAACGGCCAAGUCCAUAUUUCGCUGCAGCAAACUAGCCACCUUCUUUUGGUUGAUGGAUUUCUAUGGAUUUGAAACGGUAGUGGCCGAGUCCGAUGGAAGCGAUGACGAAGGAAACGACGAAAAGCAUAUUUUGCUGUACAGGCAUGAUUCUUUCACCGGAGAAAAUCGAGCUUACUUCGAACAACUGCUUCGCAGCCGCCAGUUACGGGAGGUGAUCAGUAAACAGCAUGGAAACUGUUCCGUCCACCAGAGUAAGAUUCUCAAAAAUCAGAAACAAUGCGAAACAGGAGGAACCACCGCAAGAUCGCAGCUUUCGUCCAGCAGCUUUGCCCAGGAAAAGUUCAAUUUACUGAUGGAAACGAAAUCGUUGGAAUUGUCCAUUCGAGAAGCCUACGGAAAUCUUAACAUCGGCGACGACGGAAUGGUUCCAAUAAUUGAGGUUCCUGCCACAUACUGUGACGAGCCUGCCACUCAGGUUCCCGAGUACACAAAGCAACGAGUCAUCGCCGGAAACUACGGACAAGUUAAUCUGAAUGAGUUAAAGCGUUUCUUUGGAAAUUAUCUGCCAGUGUACGACGACUCGCCGGAGGCCCAACGGUCCAACGAACCGGAUGAAAAGCCACCGGUGACUCCAACGCGAUCCUCUCCAGUGGCACUGACGAAGUUGCACAAACGGCCGGAUUCGCCCAGACCCUCAACGUCACCACCGAAACCGGUCAACACACUGGAUACGUUUGACUACAACGAUGAAUCAACCGUUGAGCAGGAAAAUUUUGAACCAGUAGAUCCUAGCGAAUUUUCGCCGCUCACGCCGAUGGAGGAUUUGGGCUUCCCUAACGAUGAUGAUUCCAUAGCACCGGUCGGUUCGGGAGGCAACCAUCGGCACGAACAGCUCGACGAGUCCCAGUAUCAGCUGUGUGCCGAUAUUCGACAGACUUUUGAGCUGUUGAAUCAAUUUUGAAAAAACGAAUGAAUUGUAAAUAUU
This is a messenger RNA of Topomyia yanbarensis, 1209 nucleotides long. RefSeq lists its product as uncharacterized. Gene Ontology annotation, molecular function: sequence-specific DNA binding; DNA-binding transcription factor activity. Gene Ontology annotation, biological process: regulation of DNA-templated transcription. NCBI's taxonomy places the organism in Eukaryota, Metazoa, Arthropoda, Insecta, Diptera, Culicidae. The transcript has 2 exons. The record is from RefSeq and is a predicted model, not a curated record. The coding region runs from base 52 to 1185 and encodes 377 amino acids.